AUGAAAAUAAAUUCCACAUAUUCUGAAUAAAGUAAGAAUGGUUAAACCUUAAAAAAUGCUAAAGUUGAAGAUUGUAAACAAGAUGAAUAUAAUAAAACAAAUAAAAGUGAGGAAGAAUGUUUCAAAAAGAAGGAAAAAAGAAAUCGAAAGUUUUUUUUAAAGCGAACUAUUUCUUUGUUAUAGAUUUGUAAAUAAAGUGGUAAGAUAGAUUUUUAAAUUGGGUCUGAUUUUCUACACAUUGAAAUUAUGUAAGGAGGUCACUACCCUUUAAAUUAAUAUAAUCUAAAAGAUCUUCGUUCUGAGGUCUAUCUAAAUGAUUCAGAGUUUUAAUCAUCUAAUAUAACUGGUAGUUUAGAAAAUGCUUCUAAAUCUAUUUUAAAGAAGUUUCGAAAUUAGUAAUCAGAAUAAAAUUGCAAAUCUUUCUCUUAUAUUUAAAAAUAAUUAGAAGAAAUAAAUACAUUCUGCUAAAAUAUUAAGAAGAAAGAUGGUUAAAAUUGUCCAGUCGAUUCUCAAUAAUUGGAUACAGUUUGGAUUAAGUAUAAUAAUUAAAUUGAUUAAGCAAUUCAAGAAACAAAAAAAAUUUUAAUUGAAUAGCAUCAAGCUAUAAAAAACAUUCUUUAAUGUUGA
Paramecium sonneborni is the source of this 627-nucleotide messenger RNA. Lineage: Eukaryota; Ciliophora; Oligohymenophorea; Peniculida; Parameciidae. The record is from the annotation of a GenBank genome assembly.